CCUUUCACAAAAUCAAUCCAUUGAACUAAUUUACUUCCGGAACACUGAGUAGUUUACUCUCGAAAAAAAACAACAACAACAACUUGUGACAUACAUAUCUUGAAUCUUGACUACAUGGCUAGUUGCCAAGGAAUACAACAUUAAUCCCCCAAAAAUUUGUUCCCAACCCAAAAUAUGUCAAGUUGGCAGCAAGAAUUUCUAAAAUACUCUCUGCUUGUUCUGCUCUGCACAACAAUGGUGCAGUGCACCAUAACACCCGGCAAAAAGUCUCAACCGAAACCCAGAACCGGCCCUAGAGAUGAGAGUGUUUUCGAAUUGGAUUUGAUACAACAGGAACCCUCGGCCAAGGAAAUUUUACUUAAUUGUGGGUCGUUUUUCAAGGAUACCUCAAUACGACAUUUUAAUGGGACUGUUUUGGGAUUUGUAACACCGUGGAAUUCCCACGGUUAUGAUGUAGCAAAAACGUUUGCACCAAAGAUGGACAUAAUAUCUCCUGUGUGGUUUCAAGUCGUCAAACAGGGAAGCAAUUAUGUGGUCCAAGGAAAACAUGAUAUUGACAGUCGUUGGGUGAAAACAGUAAGGGAGAAGAGCAAAAGUGGCACAAGCCGAACUACAGAGUUUUACCCAAGGAUACUUUUUGAGAAUUUCCGAAAUGAGGACUACACCAAAUUAUUGUCAUCUGAAAAGGAGAAAGUGAAAUUGGCUGAAGUGAUUGUAAGCUUGUGCAUAGAGCACGGCUUUGAUGGCAUAGUUUUAGAAUAUUGGCUACAGUUGGCUGGACGUGUCAAUGAUCAAUUUCUGAUAAAACUUGCCAUUGAUCUUAGUAAUGAACUAAAGGCCAGAGACCUAAAACUGAUUUUGGUAAUACCACCGUACAGACAGCAGGCCGCAAGCAUGUUUACCCAUCAACAUUUUGAUCAGUUGUACAAACAUAUUUACAAAUUUUCCCUCAUGACCUAUGACUUUUCAAAUGUCCAAAGACCGGGUGCCAAUUCCCCGCUUUAUUGGAUUAGACGUUCCAUUGAACAUAUUACACCGUCUGGCAGUGAUGUCAAUUUGGUGGAGAAACGUAUGAAGAUCUUAAUGGGCAUGAAUAUGUAUGGCAAUGACUACACUCCGGACGGUGGUGGACCCAUUGUUGCUGGGGAAUAUUUAUCGUUGCUCAAACACCUGAAACGACGUCUAACAUAUGACGAAAGGGAUGUUGAGAAUUUUUUCGAAGUUAAAACAAGCAGUGGACGUCAUUAUGUUUUCUAUCCAACUCUAUACUCCAUUAACAAACGCCUCAAAUUAGCUCAGGAAUUAGGUACUGGUAUAUCUAUAUGGGAAUUGGGCCAAGGAUUAGAUUAUUUCUAUGAUCUAUUUUAAACUGGAAUACAAAUAGAAUUAGAGACGUUGAUGUUUAUUCCUAUAGAAGCAGGCUUCACACUUUUUUUCCUAUAUUUACAAUUGAUAUUAAAUAAUAUAUUUGUCUAUAUAAUAAUAAUGCUGUAAAUAUAAUUUCUGUGCACAAAUAAAAAUAGACAAGACAUUCCGUUAUAUCCAAACACGCUCAAAUAA
Messenger RNA from Musca domestica (house fly), 1560 nucleotides. Its product is annotated as chitinase domain-containing protein 1. Gene Ontology annotation, biological process: carbohydrate metabolic process. Gene Ontology annotation, cellular component: extracellular region. The record is from RefSeq and is a predicted model, not a curated record. Gene Ontology annotation, molecular function: chitin binding; oligosaccharide binding. The coding region runs from base 175 to 1368 and encodes 397 amino acids. The transcript is spliced from 4 exons. NCBI's taxonomy places the organism in Eukaryota, Metazoa, Arthropoda, Insecta, Diptera, Muscidae.